UUCAAUUCCUUCUCUACCUUCCAUCCAUGGCUAUCUUCACCUAUGCUUCAUACAAUAAUCAAACCAAGAACACCUCAUUUUCCAUGUUAAUCAUAAUUUUCACUUUGUUCUAUGCGUUUUUCAAUCCUGCACACUCAAUUUCCUUUAACUUCACUAGCUUCCAAUCAAACCUAUAUCUAAUAAAAUUCCAAGGUGAUGCAUUUUCCUCAAACAAUGUUCUUCAGCUAACAAAAAACCAACUUGAUGGCCCUAUCACAAGAAGCGUCGGCCGCGCUUCGUUUGAUCAACCUUUGAAGCUUUAUGAUAAAGAAACAAAAGAGCUCACUGAUUUCACAACACAUUUCACCUUUAUUAUGAGAGCUGUUAAUUUAUCGCUGUUUGGUGACGGUCUAUCGUUCUUCAUGGCUCCGUUUCAAUCAGAUAUCCCAGAGAAUUCAGCAGGUGGUUACCUUGGUUUAUUCAGUAAGGAAUCUGCACUCAAUACUAGCAAAAACCAAAUAGUAGCUGUUGAAUUUGAUAGUUAUAGGAAUGAUUGGGAUCCAAAUUCUGAUCAUGUUGGAAUCAAUGUUAAUUCGAUUCAAUCGGUUCAAAAUGUUUCUUGGAAGAGUAGCAUAAAAACCGGUGCGGUUGCGAAUGCUUGGAUAUCAUAUAACUCAACUACAAAAAACCUUUCUGUUUUUCUUACUUAUGUUAAUAAUCCAACUUUUCAUGAAAACUCUACUCUUUCAUAUAAUAUUGAUUUGAGUGAAGUUUUGCCAGAAUAUGUUAGGAUUGGUUUUUCUGCUGCUACAGGUCAAUGGAUUGAAAUACACAACAUUCUAACUUGGUCUUUCAAUUCAAGUUUGAAAAGUGGUAAUGGAAAAAACAUCAAGGUUGGUUUAGGAGUUGGUUUAAGUGUUGGUUUUGGUUCUUUAACUUGUUUGGUAGGUUUGUUAUGGUUCACUUUUUGGAGAAAAAGAAAAGUGAUAAAUAAGGGAGAAAGGGACAAUAAUAGAGAUUUUGACGCUUCUAUCGAUGAAGAUGAAUUCGAGAGAGGAACUGGUCCAAAAAGGUUCACUUACAAAGAACUAAGCAAUUCAACAAAUGGUUUCGAUGAAAAAGGAAAGCUUGGAGAAGGUGGAUUUGGAGGUGUUUACAAAGGUUUACUUGAAAAAAACAACAAAUUAGAAGUGGCUGUGAAGAGGGUUUCAAAAGGGUCAAGACAAGGGAAAAAGGAAUACAUAUCAGAAGUAAGAAUAAUAAGCAAGCUAAGACAUAGAAAUUUGGUUCAACUCUUAGGUUGGUGUCAUGAAAAAAGUGAGCUUUUACUUGUUUAUGAAUACAUGCCUAAUGGAAGUCUUGAUUAUCAUCUAUUUGGUAAAGGGGUGAUGCUUACUUGGAGUGUAAGGUACAAAAUAGCAUUAGGUAUAGCAUCAUCUCUUCUUUAUUUACAUGAAGAGUGGGAACAAUGUGUAGUGCAUAGAGAUAUUAAGUCAAGUAAUGUAAUGUUAGAUGCAAAUUUCAAUGCUAAACUUGGUGAUUUUGGUCUUGCAAGACUAGUAGAUCAUGAACUUGGUUCUCAAACAACUGUUUUGGCAGGCACAAUGGGAUACUUAGCACCUGAAUGUGUUACAACAGGGAAAUCAAGUAAAGAAUCUGAUGUUUAUAGUUUUGGUGUUGUUGCACUUGAAAUCACAUGUGGUAGAAGAUCUAUUGAGUCAAAUGAAGAGGCUAAGAAAAUUAGGCUUGUGGAAUGGGUUUGGGAGUUAUAUGGAAAAGGUGAAUUAUUUGAAGGAGUUGAUAGAGGAUUAAAUUUGGAAUUUGAUGAAAGGAAAAUGGAAUGCUUGAUGGUAGUAGGGUUAUGGUGUUGUCAUCCAGAUUUUACUAUGAGGCCUUCUAUAAGACAAGUGAUUAAUGUUUUGAAUUUUGAAGCUCCUUUGCCAAGUCUUCCUUCAAAAUUGCCAGUGCCUAUGUACUUUGCACCUCCUAUGGAAAUGUGUAGAUUUUCAUAUACUUCAGAUGGUCUUACAAACACAACAAAAGGAUCCUCUACUUAUUCAUCAAUUUCAGCAGGAUCUAGAAAAUCUCUAUUGUAGGAAUGAAGUUUUAAUUUUUAAUUUUUUUUAUGUAAGUGUGUAUUUGGCUUGUGAUGUAGCAAAAUAAAGUUUGAAGUUGAACUCAUCCAUUUUAUGUAAAUUACUUAAAUUCUUUAUAAUUAGGUCAAUCUUUAUAGCUUUGUUUGCCAA
Messenger RNA from Medicago truncatula (barrel medic), 2225 nucleotides. Its product is annotated as L-type lectin-domain containing receptor kinase IX.1. Gene Ontology annotation, biological process: protein phosphorylation. Lineage: Eukaryota; Viridiplantae; Streptophyta; Magnoliopsida; Fabales; Fabaceae. The coding region runs from base 27 to 2075 and encodes 682 amino acids. The transcript has a single exon. The record is from RefSeq and is a predicted model, not a curated record. Gene Ontology annotation, molecular function: protein kinase activity; ATP binding; carbohydrate binding.